UUUACACAUCUGAAAUAUAAUGUGUAUAAUCAUGUUGCAUUUGUACAUUCCAAUUCCAAACCAUAUAUACAAAAUUGCAUUUUUUUGGAGAAAAUCAACAUUUAUUUUUGGUAAACGAUGUAUUGUGAUUUUGCAUAGUUUUAUGUAUUAAGAUUGUCUGAAGUUGUACACCUUGAUUUGGAACUAGUUAUCUUGAAUCAUUUAUCUACCACCCAUGGGUUCUGCUUUGUCAUAUUAUAUAAAUCUUUCAGUUACUGUCUUGUUUCAUAUUGUUACAUGUUACCAACAAAUAACCAAUUGAUUGCAUUUAGAUUGAGCUAAAUGACAUGUAUUCUUAGUUCUUGAAAUCCUCUAGAGUUUGGAUUGACACCUUAAGUACUACAACUACUAAAGAAUUAAACUUAUCCCACAUCAUUAAUAUUACAACAACUCUCAAAAAUAUAUUUUACGUUAUGCAAAUGUACAUUUCUUUAAUAAUAUGUACACGACAUGUAUGUACAUGACAUGAAUGUACAAAAUCGACAAGUGCAUACGUGUACAAUAUACAUCAAUUAUCUUUUAACGGAUAUUUACAUGUACACAUAUGUUUGAGACACAUGUUACAUGUUCAAUAUGUUGUAAAAUUGUGUACAUUUGUUAGUGUACAUGUGUAAAUUAAAGGUUAGUGGCGUACAUGUGUCCAACAAAUGUGGUAGUGUACACGACAUGGGUGUACAAAAUCACAAUGUGCAUUUAGACUUUGCUUUGAAUUCUCAUGUGACAUUAAUUUUGUGUACAUAUGAACAUACAUUGUUGAAACUUGUAAAUCUAUUUUACAGAUUCGUAAAUGUCUAAUUGAAUUUAUUGUUGAGCUACUUGUAAUAUUUCAAAAUAGUGUACAUAUGGAUUGUUGUACAUGUGGAUAAUGUAAUUGUAUGUACAGCAUAUCAUGUACAUAUGAAUCAUUUUUUUCUACGUUUUUUAAUUAGUGGCAUUUUCGUAAUUUUAACUUCAUCCUCCCCAAAAUCGUUUAGGGUUUUCUGCAAUUUCUCUCUAUAGCCGCCAGCCAUUAUUCUCACCUGAAUCAUCAGUUUUUUUUCAUUUUUUUUGCUUAUUAUACCUUUAAACCUGUAGAAAUAUGGUUUAAGACACUAUUUCAAGCUCAAAAUUACUUUGUUCCUAAAACGUAAAUUUUGCUUUUUUUUUAUUAUUGUCACUCCGCGAGGCGGAUGAGUUACAGAGCACGGCGUGAAAGAAGAAGCUUGGUCGUGCUGUUUCAUGGCGAAGAAACAGAGGAACCACAAUCGUGUUCUUCAUCUUGUUUCCGGUGGCAGAUAUGAAGAGAUCGUUUCAUUUUGUUUUCCAGAUUUUUUCGUUUCUCAGAAUUUUUCAUUUUGUUCUUCAACAUCUUGUUCUUAUUACGAUCUAUCAACUUCUUUAUUUUAUUACUUUUAGAAUUAUUUAUCUAUUAGAGAAAGAGAAAAAAAAUGAGAUUAAGAAUAGUGGGACCCAUUUAGUUGCAAGAAUAAAUUUAGUUAGCUUCUAGUUGUAAAAAAUUACCUUGGGAGCAAUAACUGCUCUAUCUUGUAAUAAAAAACUUGAAACUGCCUAGGAUGAAAAUAACUCAAAUUCUAGUACAGUAGUUAGCAAUAUAUAUUAUUUUUUUGUGGUUAGCAAUAUUAUUAUUAAAAGAUAAAUAGCUACAGGGUUUUAUUUGUUGAGAGAUAAUAAGAAGAAGACAAUAGAGAGAAGAUAGAUCUCUUCGUCAAGAUGGUGCACAGGCAUUAUACAUUUGAAAUCCGUCAAAUCCGUUCACAUUUACUCCUAGUUCGUCACCCUCGUCCAACAAACCUGCGAUACUUGAAGAAGAUGAAGGAUUCCGGUGAGUUCAUGGUAGAAAUCUCAAACCUCCAGUCAGUUUCGGAAAUGAUAUCAAGAAUUGAAAAACGUAUGAUAGAACUCGGAGAGGACAACAUGAAAAUUAAAAAAGCCAUGGCCUUAGCCGCCGAACGUAAGGCGGAGAGUCAUUGAAGCAAUAAAAAAGUAAGCGUAACAAUGAUUUACAUAACUAUGGUCAUGGUUUAUAGGUAUUAACAGAUUAAUUUACGAUUACUUUUACUAUAAUAGUUUAAAGGAUACUCUACUCAGGAAGAUUGAUGCAGCAUAGACCGACGUCCUCUUCCUUGUCGGAUUAGUAUUCGAGUUUUCCUUUUUUCAUAUGUCGGCUUUCUUUUAUUUUUAGGUUACACAUAUAUCCUUUUCUUGUUUAAAAAGGAAUAUGUGAUUCAUAUAUAUAUAGGCAUCGCUAGCUUGUAUGAGAUACAAUUGAUUUUAUAAGAUAUUGAGUUUCUUUAAGAGCUUUAACUAGCACUGCGAAGAGUAUUCGCAACCCCUAAGAGCUUUAAACAAGCACUGCGAAGAGUAUUCGCAUCCCUACCAUUGUUAUCGAAGCUACCUUCGUUAACAAGUUACUUAAGUCAAGAUCUAAACCCUAGACCUUCAACUUACACGGCUUCCGCACUCUAUCAGUUGGUAUCAGAAUCAGUACGUUUCGGGAAAAGAACUUCUUGUUUUAAUGACUAAGAAAACAGGAGGCGCUGGUGGUGACAUUCGGGACCAACACCCGGAGGGAGCCAUGCCGGAAAUAAUUGAGCUUAAAACCUUACUACUCGAGAUGCAGUCCGCAACACAGGUGUCCACACAGGUGACACAAACAUCUAUACAACAACUCAGCGACACAGUGGGAACAUUAGCAACCCGCCUUGACGCCUUAACGACAGCAUUAACGGCGCGUUUGGACCAACAAGUCCAACCCAUCGCCCAUGCUCCAUUACCGCCAGCUCAACUACAGCAACAUAACCCUCACCAUCGACAACAGCUCCCACCAUUCCCACCCCUGCAACAACAGCAACAAAACCUACCUCGCAAUCAACACCAGCAACACUUUCGUCGCCCACAACAACUCGGUGACGCACGAGCUCAUGACAUAGACGAAGACGAAGCUGACGAGCAUCGACGUGUCUAUUAUGACGAUCUACGACAUCAACACGUCGUCAAUAACCGUUGGGAACAAAGCUUUAAAGUGGAUAUCCCUGAAUUCCAUGGUGGCCUUAAAGGAGAUGAUCUCGUUGACUGGUUGAUUUCAGUCGAAGAAAUCCUCGAAUUUAAACAGGUUCCAGCCACCAGACGAGUUUCACUCGUGGCAACGCGUUUUCGCGGACAUGCAACAACUUGGUGGAAACAACUCAAAACCACUCGGUCUCGCACUGGUAAAACUCCGAUCCAAUCAUGGGAGAAGUUAACUAAACAUCUUCGGCAAACCUUUUUACCACAUAACUAUGAACGUACCAUGUACACAAGAUUACAAAAUCUUCGUCAAGGUAGUCGUACUGUGGAUGAAUAUGCAGAAGAAUUUGCUUUGCUGUUAACCCGCAACAAGAUUAAUGACAGCCAAGUCCAGGUCGUCUCCCGCUUUAUUGGAGGGUUACGCGCACAACUUCAGACUGCAAUGGCACAAUUUGACCCUUCCACGAUUGGAGAGGCACAGCGGCGCGCAGCAUCUCUCGAGAAACAGUCACGAACGUCUAACUGGAAUCAGUCCACUUCACGGACGCGUAUUCAAGACUCAGCUAGCAGCAACACGCCAUCGACGGCCACAAAGGAAACCAGCGAUGCGGCAGCUUCGUCGACUAAACCCGUGACACCAGAAGAACAACAAUUACGGCGUUCAACACGUCCUAAUGCAUUAUGUUGUUACUCUUGUGGUGAACUAGGUCAUCGACAAACAGCCUGUCCACACGCCACACGUAGAGGGCUACUGAUCGAUGAAACAAUCGACGAGCAAGAAGUGUACGAUUCACAAGACGAGGAUGACUGUGGCAACGACGAGACAACGCACCCCACUACAGGGGAUCACGGUCGGUUACUUGUUCUACGUCGGGCAUGUUUGACACCACAGCGGCCAGAUGAUCAGUGGUUACGAACCAAUAUUUUUCGUUCCACCUGUACAAUUAAAGACCGCAUAUGCAGUUUUGUCAUCGAUUCGGGCAGUUGUCGCAAUGUCGUCUCCGAAGAAGCCAUCACCAAACUUGGCAUCACCCGGGAGAAGCAUCCGUCACCUUACAAUCUUGGUUGGCUCAACGACACUGCAAUCAUUCGUAUCACAGAACGUGCGAUCGUUCCGUUUUCCGUUGGCUUACACUACAAGGAUCGUAUGUACUUUGACAUCGCUCCGAUUGAUUUUUGUCAUCUUCUUCUUGGACGUCUUUGGGAGUUUGAUCGAAAGAUUAUUCAUGAUGGAGCUAAAAAUACCUACAGCUUUCUCUGGAACGCUCAGAACAUCAUCCUCCUUCCAUCCAAGGAAACAGCCGCGACACCACCAACUCUCACGCCAUCACCGGCCCCACCAACAGCGACGCCGUCCCCACCACCACAACAAUCUUCGUCACCAACUACAUUACUCUGUUCCUAUGCAAAGUUUGUGUCUGAAUUCCGCUCGGAGGGUUUUGCUUUGGCUCUCUUUCCAACCAGCGAACAAAGUCAACUUAAUGCACCUCUACCGCCAGCUCUGAGCAGCGUUCUAACCGAGUUCGCUGAUGUCUUUCCUGAUGAACUUCCAGAAGGUCUGCCGCCACUUCGAGAUAUCCAACAUCAAAUUGAUUUGGUUCCAGGUGCAACGUUGCCAAAUCGGCCACAUUACCGUAUGAGUCCAUCAGAACACGAGGAGCUUCGUCGACAGGUCGAAGAUCUUCUCCGCAAAGGCCACAUCAAAGAAAGUCUAAGUCCAUGUGCAGUCCCAGCUCUUUUGAUACCAAAGAAAGAUGGAUCGUGGCGCAUGUGCGUCGACAGCCGCGCAAUCAACAAGAUUACCAUUCGGUAUCGUUUUCCUAUUCCGCGCUUGGAUGAUCUUUUGGAUCAAAUUGGUUCAGCCAAAUUUUUCUCCAAGAUCGACUUAAAAUGUGGCUAUCAUCAAAUCCGUAUCCGACCUGGAGAUGAGUGGAAAACAGCUUUCAAAACGAGAGAAGGUCUUUUUGAAUAG
Brassica napus (rape) is the source of this 5017-nucleotide messenger RNA. RefSeq lists its product as uncharacterized. The record is from RefSeq and is a predicted model, not a curated record. Bases 2555 to 5017 code for a protein of 820 amino acids. The transcript has 3 exons. NCBI's taxonomy places the organism in Eukaryota, Viridiplantae, Streptophyta, Magnoliopsida, Brassicales, Brassicaceae. Gene Ontology annotation, molecular function: nucleic acid binding; zinc ion binding.